CACUCCGCAAGCUUUCAAAGCUUCGUUGCAAAGCUUUGUAACGACUCUCGAUUCCAUCAUGUCUGCUACUGCCAUGGAUAUGUUCUGGCAUGCUCCUCCUCUCUCUAGGACUUUGACGGCUGCUCUCUUGACUCUCUCCAUCUUGGUCCAUACCUCCAUCCUGCCUAUUAGAUAUGUUGUCUUCUAUAUUCCAUAUCUGCAGGAGUCCCCGUAUCAGUUAUGGCGUAUCUUUACGUCGUUUCUCAUAACAGGUCCAAAGCUUGGAAUCCUCUUCGACACAUACUUCUUGUACACACACGGGAGCAAGCUUGAGACGUCAUCUCCUAGGUUCUCUAAACCAGGGGAGUUCUUUACAUAUGUUGCGUUCCUCUGGGUCACAAUCUUGGGCUUAAAUGUGCUCUUCACUGGAGGGUAUAUGUUUACCGAGGCCCUGAUACUUGCCUUUGUGUACACGUCCAGCCAAGACGACCGCGGCCAGAAGGCAAAUCUCUUCUUCAUCACAAUGCCGGCACCGUGGCUCCCAUUCGCAAUGAUUCUUGUGACACUUGUAACGUCAGGGCUGGAUGCAGCAAUAAUCCAAGGUACGGGCCUCAUUGCUGCCCAUCUGCAUGAUUUCCUGACCCGUAUCUGGCCAACGUUUGGUGGCGGGAGAAACCUGCUUCCAGCACCCGACUUUGUCAAGAGGUGGUCCAUGGUCUUGGACAACCAUACCACUGCCUCGGCCCCUACUGGAUCGGCUUCAGCUUCCGGCUCUUCUGCCGGCAAUGUCUUGCCAGAGUCUUGGAGAAACAGGGGAUCAGGGCACAGACUUGGAGGAGAUUAAGUCUGAUGAUAAGAUGCACUGUAUAUUAUAAUUAAUAUCAAUUUGACUUG
Amorphotheca resinae ATCC 22711 is the source of this 873-nucleotide messenger RNA. RefSeq lists its product as hypothetical. Gene Ontology annotation, cellular component: Hrd1p ubiquitin ligase ERAD-L complex; endoplasmic reticulum membrane. The transcript has 4 exons. The coding region runs from base 59 to 823 and encodes 254 amino acids. NCBI's taxonomy places the organism in Eukaryota, Fungi, Ascomycota, Leotiomycetes, Helotiales, Amorphothecaceae. Gene Ontology annotation, biological process: endoplasmic reticulum unfolded protein response. Gene Ontology annotation, molecular function: misfolded protein binding; ubiquitin-specific protease binding. The record is from RefSeq and is a predicted model, not a curated record.